Molecule: messenger RNA, 3613 nt
Organism: Ornithorhynchus anatinus (platypus)
Lineage: Eukaryota; Metazoa; Chordata; Mammalia; Monotremata; Ornithorhynchidae
Gene: TLK2
Product: tousled like kinase 2
Exons: 22
Coding region: 112-2364 (750 amino acids)
Biological process (GO): chromosome segregation; peptidyl-serine phosphorylation; intracellular signal transduction
Cellular component (GO): nucleus
Molecular function (GO): protein serine/threonine kinase activity; ATP binding
Source: RefSeq, a predicted model, not a curated record
CGCAUCUCGGCUCCGAGGAGCUCGUUUCGGCCCCGAUCGUCGAAGCGGUUGGAAAAUGGUGUCCUCCUGCCCCUCCCUGCUUCGGAAGGACCGCCGAGGAGAGGCCGAGAAAUGAUGGAAGAGUUGCAUAGCCUGGACCCCCGACGGCAGGAACUCUUAGAGGCCAGGUUUACUGGAGUAGGUGUGGCCAAGGGGCCACUCAAUAGCGAGUCUUCAAACCAGAGUUUAUGCAGUGUGGGGUCCCUGAGUGAUAAGGAACUAGAGACCCCGGAGAAAAAGCAGAAUGAUCAGCGGAACCGGAAAAGGAAAGCGGAGCCGUACGAGUCGAGUCAAGGGAAAGGCACUUCUAGGGGACAUAAAAUUAGCGAUUACUUUGAGUUUGCCGGGGGCAGUGGGCCGGGAACCAGCCCUGGCCGAAGCGUUCCACCUGUUGCUAGGUCCUCACCGCAACAUUCCUUGUCCAACCCCUUACCGCGGAGGGGAGAGCAGCCGCUUUACGCUCUAGAUGGCAGCACGGCCAAGGAGGCCCAGGAGGAGCACUCUGCUCUGCCCACGCUGAUGUCGGUGAUGCUGGCGAAACCCCGGCUGGACACUGAGCAGCUGGCGCAGAGGGGAGCCGGUCUCUGCUUCACUUUGGUUUCGGCACAGCAAGGCAGUCCCUCUUCUACGGGGUCCGGCAACACAGAGCAUUCCUGCAGCUCCCAGAAACAGAUCUCCGUCCAGCACAGACAGACACAGUCUGACCUCACAAUAGAAAAAAUAUCUGCAUUAGAAAACAGCAAAAAUUCUGACCUGGAGAAGAAGGAGGGAAGGAUAGACGACUUGUUACGAGCAAACUGUGAUUUGAGACGGCAGAUCGACGAGCAGCAAAAGAUGCUAGAGAAGUACAAGGAGCGGUUGAACAGAUGUGUGACCAUGAGCAAGAAACUCCUUAUAGAGAAGUCAAAACAAGAGAAGAUGGCCUGCAGGGACAAGAGUAUGCAGGAUCGCCUGAGGUUGGGUCACUUCACGACAGUCCGGCACGGGGCCUCGUUCACCGAGCAGUGGACAGAUGGCUAUGCUUUCCAGAACCUUAUCAAGCAACAGGAGAGGAUAAACUCACAGAGGGAAGAGAUUGAGCGACAACGAAAAAUGUUAGCCAAACGGAAACCGCCUGCCAUGGGACAGACCCCUCCCGCCAACAACGAGCAGAAACAGCGCAAGAGCAAGACCAACGGAGCUGAAAACGAAACGUUAACGUUAGCUGAAUACCACGAGCAAGAAGAAAUCUUCAAACUCAGACUAGGUCAUCUUAAAAAGGAGGAAGCCGAGAUCCAGGCGGAACUGGAGAGACUAGAGAGGGUUAGAAAUCUACACAUCAGGGAAUUAAAAAGGAUACACAAUGAAGAUAAUUCACAAUUUAAAGAUCACCCCACGCUAAAUGACAGAUAUUUGUUGUUACAUCUUCUGGGAAGAGGAGGUUUCAGUGAGGUGUACAAGGCGUUCGAUUUAACGGAACAGAGAUACGUAGCUGUGAAAAUCCACCAGUUAAACAAAAACUGGAGGGAUGAGAAAAAGGAGAAUUACCACAAGCACGCGUGUCGGGAGUACCGGAUUCACAAGGAGCUGGACCAUCCCCGGAUCGUUAAGCUGUACGACUACUUUUCACUGGACACCGACUCGUUCUGUACAGUAUUAGAGUACUGUGAGGGAAACGACCUGGAUUUCUACCUGAAACAGCACAAGCUAAUGUCCGAGAAGGAGGCCCGGUCCAUCAUCAUGCAGAUUGUCAAUGCUUUAAAGUACCUGAAUGAAAUCAAGCCUCCCAUCAUACACUAUGACCUUAAGCCAGGUAAUAUUCUUCUAGUCAAUGGUACCGCAUGCGGGGAGAUAAAAAUCACCGAUUUUGGCCUUUCCAAGAUCAUGGACGACGAUAGCUACAAUUCAGUGGAUGGCAUGGAGCUGACAUCCCAGGGGGCCGGUACUUACUGGUAUCUGCCACCAGAGUGUUUUGUGGUGGGGAAGGAACCUCCAAAGAUCUCCAAUAAAGUCGACGUCUGGUCUGUCGGCGUUAUCUUCUAUCAGUGCCUCUAUGGCAGAAAGCCCUUUGGCCAUAACCAGUCCCAGCAAGACAUUCUACAGGAGAACACCAUUCUGAAAGCUACUGAGGUGCAGUUCCCGCCAAAGCCGGUGGUCACCCCCGAGGCAAAGGCCUUUAUCCGGCGCUGCCUGGCCUACCGCAAGGAGGACCGCAUCGACGUCCAGCAACUGGCGUGCGACCUGUACCUGCUGCCCCACAUCCGGAAAUCCGUCUCCACCAGCAGCCCCGCGGGCGCUGCCCUGGCGUCCACUUCCGGGGCGUCCAAUAACAGCGCUUCGAAUUGAGGCGGACACUGGGCCAAAAACCGCUCCCCACCAACCACCGGGCCUCGGGGCCCCCAGACGGACUUGGGACACAGUAGGGGCACCCCCCCCGACCGGCAGAAUCCCAGUGGACCUCCCGGAACCUGCACCAGGUGCUUUCUUUCCUUGCUUUGUUCCCAUCCGUAGAGCAUGACAGCCAUCACUUCUCACCGAGGAGGGACCUCCGGCCCCCGGCCUCGGGGGAUGGGGCCUGGCCGGAGGCAGCCCGCCCCCCGCACUCUGUGCCGGUCAAGAUUACCGGUCCAGAUCACCGGCGCCGGCCGCUCUAAGGGAGAAAAAGCUACCGGUUUCCCGGACUGUGAACUCAUGAGCAAUGGGCUCGGGGGGCACUGACAGCAAGCGAGCAGCGCUUCAGAUGAAGAAUGUGGACUUGGCAUACGGACUGGGCUAGUCCAGGGCCUCUAUUUAAACUGGGUCUUUUCUUUUAAUAAAGUUGAGGUAACAUCUCCGGGGAAGCCCCACAGCACAAGGGUUCAGCUGGGGAUGGCGUUUGACUCUCUGCCCUUUGGAGGAAAAUAAAAAAGUUGCUAAUGUCCGUUCAAGGCACUAGAGGUAGUGUUUUACCCCCCAAAUGAUUUCAAUUUUUUUUUUUUUUUAAAUGCAGCUUUCUCUCUCCCCUCUCCCCCCUUUUUUUUUAUUUUGAAGAAAAAUAAAAAAAGACUUUGGUCAUAAAGUGAAACCCGUAUUAGCAGGUACGUGGCAAAGUUCAUUCCAGUCAAAUGCAGCUUUCUCCUCCUCCUCCUCCUCCUCCUCCUCCUCCUCCUCCUCCUCCUCAUCGUCCUCCAUCUGGCGCGGCCUGUGUGCGAUCGAUUCCCUUCCUCUCGGCGGGGGAAGAGUUGAGUGGGAUUCGGGUCGAAGCACAGGUAGCAGGGCCCGGGAGGGUCUUUGCCGUCAGACAGAGAACGGGGUUGGAAGACCGCGGCUUGGAGCCUCUCUGGGUUUGCAACUGUUUCUCCACAACUUGGAACACAUGACGGUUGUCCCUUUUAAUUUAUUUGAAGUGCUAUUUUUUUAAAUAAAGGUUGGUCUGUCCAUGCAGUACUCUUGGAUUCUGUGAGUAUAGUAUCUGUUGAAUAUUCAAAAGGCAGUCAGAAAACGGGCUGGGAGCAACAUUUCGUUUGAGAGAUCAGUAGUUCUUACACAUGAUCUUUCUGUGCUCACUAAACAUUGUACGUUUCUUGUUAACUUCACUAUUAAAACUUGAGCAGCG